Cooperia oncophora is the source of this 1227-nucleotide messenger RNA. NCBI's taxonomy places the organism in Eukaryota, Metazoa, Nematoda, Chromadorea, Rhabditida, Trichostrongylidae. The record is from the annotation of a GenBank genome assembly.
UUCAAUUUCAACGAUAUUGGAGGUAUUAUCAACACGAUUAGCGGAGGUGGUGGAGGUGGCGGCGGCCGUGGUGGUACAGAUAUCGGCAGCAUAAUAGGAGGAAUCGGUAACCUCAUUGGUGGAGGUGGAGGCCAAUAUGGUGGAGGAGGAGGUAAUAUUAAUCCGAAUCGAUUGAAUGGAGGAGUGGUGAAUAUUCUUGGAAAUCUCAUCGGUGAAGCUGCACAUCGUUUCCUUGGGGUUGAUCCAGCCACUGGACGUAUUAUUGGUGCCGUUGCUGGAAAUGUGAUCAUGGGUCUCGGUGGUAAGGACAAUUCGCUGGGUAAUAUUGGUAAAAUUAUCCUCGACAAUAUCAUUUCCGGAAAAUUCAGGCGAGAUGUUGAUCCAUUCGUUCGCCCCGAACCACGACCAGAUCGCACCGGUGGAAUUACCCCCAUCCAGCCGGUUCCGGCUCAUGCUCCGGUUGACUUCUAUGAAGAACGUGACAGAUGUCUGAAGGAGAAGCGCCUCUUUGAGGACCCACACUUCCCUGCUGACGACAGUUCGUUGUUUUACAGCAAAAGUCCUCCGAAACGAAUUGAAUGGCUCAGACCUGGUGAAAUCGUUCGUGAUCCACAGCUGAUCACUGAAGGGCAUUCCCGUUUCGACGUGAUUCAAGGAGAACUCGGUGACUGCUGGCUUCUUGCUGCUGCCGCUAAUCUCACACUCAAGGACGAACUGUUCUAUCGUGUUGUACCACCAGAUCAGUCCUUCACUGAGAACUAUGCAGGUAUUUUCCACUUCCAAUUUUGGCAAUAUGGUAAAUGGGUAGAUGUGGUGGUCGACGACCGUCUACCAACAUCCGGCGGUGAAUUGUUGUACAUGCACUCGAAGAGUAACAACGAAUUCUGGAGUGCUCUUUUGGAAAAGGCAUACGCCAAGCUAUACGGCUCUUAUGAAGCUCUCAAGGGAGGUACCACCUCAGAAGCUCUUGAGGAUAUGACCGGCGGUCUCACAGAGUUCUACGACCUUAAGCAGCCACCCAGGAAUUUGAUGCAGAUGAUGAUGAGAGGUUUCGAGAUGGGCUCACUAUUCGGUUGCUCGAUCGAGGCUGAUCCAUAUGUCUGGGAAGCUAAAUUGCCCAAUGGACUUGUGAAGGGUCACGCGUACUCGAUAACAGGAAUGCGUAUAGUGAAUGGACCACGAGGUCAGGCUUGCCUUGAUGAGGCUUCGAAAUCCAUGGGGAAAUGA